CGAGAUCAACCUGCAGCAGUAUAGUAUGUAGGGCGCAAUCGAGGCAGCUCGAUUAAUGGUGGGGAAAAACAUCCACCCCAGGGAAAGGGAUCCGCGAUAGCCAGAGUCCGGUCGGUUGUAAGCCCGUCCCCCACAUCAUCCGGAAACCCGGCAGCUAAGGGUAAACUACUGUGAGGAACCAUCGUCGGGUGGUUUCAGAUCAUGAUGUUGAGUCGUUAUCUCUUUGGUUUGGAUCCAUGGUUGAUACUUUCAGCUUCGUCCGUUCUCUUCAAUCUCCCCACAACCCUUCUCAACGAUCUUAGAAUCUAAGCGAGCGUCGGUUCUUUCAUCAACCAGGUAUUCUGUCUCCAUGUCAUAUAUAACAGCAUCAUGUCUGAGUCACAUCAAUAUAUCGAGAAAUUCAACCAAUCCGGCUCUAGCGCCAGCAACAUCGGCGGUAUUGGUGAAGAUGAAGAGAAAAGAGCAGGAUUCCCAAGCAAAGUACCGAUAGAACAUGACCGUUCGACCUCAAACGAUAUCUCUGUCGCCGCCUCUCAAGAGCAUGACCGUCCCAUCUGCGAAGAAUCGAGCCCGAAAGGACCGUCAUUCCUCGAUCGCAUUACCACCCACCUUACAGCCACCUCCCUUCCACCGCCCGGGCCCCCUCCCGAUGGCGGUUUCCACGCAUGGCUCCAGGUUGCUCUGGGCUGGCUGGUCAUCAUGUCGACCUGGGGCCUCGUGAACAGCUUCGGCGUCUUCCAAACCUACUACAGCACCGUUCUCAUGCCGCAGUUCUCUGAUUCGGAGAUCUCCUGGAUCGGCAGCACGCAAACGUUCUUCAUGUUCUUUUUAGGCACGUUUUCGGGACGCGCACUGGACUACGGACUCUUUGUCCCCGCCUUUGCGCUAGGGAUUGUGCUAAUGGUCCUAGGGAUGUUCCUCAUGAGUAUCAGCCACAACUAUUGGCAGCUGUUCCUCACGCAAGGAGUCUUGACGGGGGCGGGAGGUGGGAUAUUCUUCACUCCGACCGUGGGGCUGGUAGGAACCUAUUUUGACAAACAUAGAGGAUUGGCGCUUGGGAUGGCCACGACGGGCAAUGCAAUCGGGGGAUUAAUUUAUCCCCUUAUUGUCAGACAGUUGCUUCCAAAGGCUGGAUUUGCUUGGACAAUGAGAGUGCUUGCCUUCGUGAAUCUGGGCUGCUUACUGGUGGUUUUGGCAUUCAUGAGACCUCGUCUACCUCCUCGAAAAGCUGGUCCGAUUAUUGAGCUGAGUUCGUUAAAAGAUGUGCCCUUCGUGUUAUUCGUCCUGGGAAUCUGUUUCACGCUCUCGUCUAAUUACUUCGUAUUUUAUUAUAUCGCAUCCUACGGGCGUGCAGUCAUCGGCCUCUCCUAUACCGAUUCUCUCAACCUCAUUCUCGUCCUCAACGGUGUCGGCGUCCCCGCUCGUCUCCUUCCCGGACUGAUCGCCGACAGAUACUUUGGCGUGCUGAACACCUUCGCCCCGAUCGUGUUUGUGGUCGCCGUCGUCUCUUUCUGCUGGCUGAGCAUCACCUCGAUCGGAGGAUUUUAUGCGUUCGUGGCGGCGUACGGGAUAUGUGCAGCGUCAUUCCAAAGUCUCUUUCCGACAGUGAUUGCAAGCUUGACUCCUGAUCUUAGUAAAUUAGGCACCAGACUUGGAAUGGCGUUUACGGUGUUGAGCUUUGCAAGCUUAUUGGGCGCUCCAAUAGGGGGUGCACUUCUGACUGCGGAUGACGGAGGAUACAGAUGGGCGCAGGUUUGGGCAGGCCUGUCGACAUUCGUUGGAGCCUGUCUUAUUGUUUCAGCAAGGAUAUGGCGAUACGGAUGGGCACUGAAGGUAAAAUGCUAAUUAGCAGCACAUUUAGGGUCAAAAAAGCUGCAUUUAGGAGGAGCAAUGCAAAAUCCGC
Messenger RNA from Eremomyces bilateralis CBS 781.70, 1903 nucleotides. Its product is annotated as MFS transporter, MCP family, solute carrier family 16, member 10. Gene Ontology annotation, cellular component: fungal-type vacuole membrane. The coding region runs from base 370 to 1845 and encodes 491 amino acids. The transcript is spliced from 2 exons. The record is from RefSeq and is a predicted model, not a curated record. Lineage: Eukaryota; Fungi; Ascomycota; Dothideomycetes; Eremomycetales; Eremomycetaceae. Gene Ontology annotation, molecular function: transmembrane transporter activity. Gene Ontology annotation, biological process: transmembrane transport.